Messenger RNA from Drosophila sechellia, 2355 nucleotides. RefSeq lists its product as uncharacterized. Bases 567 to 2015 code for a protein of 482 amino acids. The record is from RefSeq and is a predicted model, not a curated record. NCBI's taxonomy places the organism in Eukaryota, Metazoa, Arthropoda, Insecta, Diptera, Drosophilidae. The transcript is spliced from 2 exons.
CUGCUGCUUCAUUUUCCUAAUUUAUACGCGCGCUGCGCUAAUGAAAAUUUACGUGGCAACCGCAUACUGUUUUGUUGCUACUGCUGUUACACUAAUAAUUCAUUGUUUCGAAAUGGCCAUAAGCAAAUUACUGACAUUAAACUAUUUGUGGGAGGUAACAUGUUGUUAGAUUAAUACAAAAUAGUUUACUUAAAUUAAGUGGUAAAUGUAACAGCUAUCACUAUGGAGCCCAGUUCAGUCCACGUAGUGACGAGAGCCCAGUUCAGUCCACGUAGUGACGAGACGCACCAGUGUAGUGUCGCUGCUCCUUGUGCUUGUUACCAGACUUGGGCCCACCACUUGAAGCAUCUCUGAGAAACCCUGAGCUCCAUUUUUGGCCCCCUCCGCCUACUGCGGUUAAGAGACGUUUGGUGACAGUCGCCGAGUAAAGCCACCAAUUCCACUUAUAUUUCCGCAUUUCCUUGCCUGAUUUAAGUCAGCGGUUUCAUUUUAUUCAAAUCAUUCCAGUUACAAAUAUUUUUUGGGAAUAAAAGCAGUUGAUUCCAGUUGAAUAUGUGCAUGUGGCCAUGAAGGAUCUAAGCGAGGAGUUACUGGAUCGCCAUUUCAAGCAGCAGCUGGCCAGUUACAAGGAUGCCGAUCAGGCAAGGGCUAAGCAGUCGGAUCGCCUCAUCAUGGCCAGCUGGAUAAAGGUGUUCGAGAAGGCUCCGCUCAGCGAGAAGUUGGCCCGGAACAGCCUGAUGCUGCUCAUGCAUGGCCACCUGAAGGACUUUGGAGUGCUCAAGGAACCGUUCACGGAUGUGCGUAACUGCAGUAGGAAUCUGAAUGAAAUUUUGGAUGAGUACAGGGGCCAGCCAUGUAGGAAGUUGGCUACUGGCAGAUCACCUACUCACCUGCUCAAGAAGUGCUCCACUCAAAUUUUACGACCCAGGAAACUGGAACCCAUCAAGGAGGUUUCCGAACACUCGGAAAAGGAGCCUAGGACCAGUAGUUUUGCCAGCAUUGUGACGAUAAUUCGAAAAGCGAAUACGCGAUCCUCUGACUCGAAGGACAGCCUAGUUUCUGCAAAGACUGGCUUCGAGUCCCCAAAUGGAGCUGAUAGUAACAAUGUGAAGGAACCUGACAGCGGAAGAACCCGUUCCUCCACUUCCUUAUCCCAAGAGAUCAUAGAUCAGGUCAACCGCCGAUCAAGUGCUGUGAAAAAUCUAAGGGAUUGCUUUGAGGAAAUGACCGAACGUUUGAAAAACGCAAUCGAUCCGAAAUAUGCCGUACCCACGAAAUAUAACCCGAAGAUUCCGCCGCCAAAGCCACCAAAGAAGAUUCACCAGGAUGUGCCUGCCCAGCGAGUCCGGCAACCUAUAGGCCAAUGCCAUUCUCCCCCCAUUAGUUGCAGGGACACAACUGUUCAGGGAUUGCUGAUUCGAAGAGAACAGCUGCGUGUCCAGUGCUUGGCGUACUACAACUCGGAUGGCACGAUGAAGGAUGUGAUGGACAUGCCUGAUCCCUCAAUGGAUACUAGAAAAGAUGAACAGAGAGUCAGAGGCUUCAUAAUUGGUGCCUACAGAGCCUUGGAACGUCUGAAACGCUGGCGCGGAAAAUCCAAACGUUUAAGAUUUUUCCAAACCUGCUUCCAGAAAUUUGGGCUUCGUAAUUUGUGGGAACUACAGGCUCUGGAUCGAAGAUUCGAGAGGGUGGCGCUCAAGUGGUAUCGCCACAAGGUGAUGGCUUGUCAACAGAACACCUGGCUUAUUUAUCGCAGGAGCAUCUUGGCCCAGAAGCCAUCGUACGACGAGGACGAUCUACAGCAGAUGCGCCACCAGAUUGAGCUGCAGGAGCAUUUGCAGCGAGAGCGAAUGGUGCACCUGGCCAAGAUCAGGGAACUGUGCAGGAUCAACUGUCACGGGAUCAUCACGCAGGAAGUUCUUGGCAAGAUGCUCGAUCGCCUGGACGAUGAACGAGGCCAGCUGGACGAGGAUCUCAAGUCACUGCUGCGCCAGAAGGACCAACUGUUCCAAUGAAGCAUCUUGCGAAUCCGCAGCUUUUUUCUCACCUUUUUUUGUUUUUGUACUCAUUUUGCACUUGUGUGUAAACCCGCUUACACCGUGAGCUACGCUGCUCGUUAAUAAUUUUAUAUACUAUUAAAUUAAGAACUGCUGACAGGGAUACAAAGUAAACGCGUGGGUUGGUGGAAGGGACCAAAGCUGGAGAUGACUACACAAUAAACAAACAAUCUACUCGUAAAAUGCAGCUAUUUUUUAAUUAUGCAAUGUUUCCGUUGCAGCUUUGCCAGAAACCAGAAACGGAAGCUGCGUUACAGGGUUAGAAUAGACCACUCUAAUACCCUUUGAGUGAUGGAAU